AUGGCCGAAGAAAAUGUCGAAUUCCCGGUCAUUGACUCUCACAUCCACCUCUUUCCAGAAUCUGAAUUAGAGACGCUCGCCUGGUGCUCACCGUCCAACCCGCUACACAAACAACACUCCCUCGACGAGUACGAAGCUGCGACAGGAUGCCCUCCAUCAUUUGAAGGCUUCAUAUUCCUCGAGACCGAUCGUAAACAUGAUCUCAAGCUCGGAGCUGAGGAUGGACGUGGUUGGGAAAUGCCAUUGAUGGAAGUGGAGUGGUUGAAGAGAGUAGCACUCGGAACUCCUAGAGAUGGAGAAGGACACAGCGAAGGGCAAAAGAAGCUAUGCUUGGCUAUCAUACCCUGGGCACCUCUACCUAGUGGCGCAGAUGUCCUGCAGCGCUAUGUCAAGGAAGUGGAAAAGCAUGCUGAGAGUUCCUUUUCGAAAAUAAAGGGUUUCAGAUAUCUCGUGCAAGACAAGCCGAGAGGCGUUAUGCUGCAGCAUGGCUUCAUUGAGGGGCUCAAAUGGCUAGGCAAGAAUGGAUACGUGUUUGAUCUUGGCGUUGAUCAGCAUAGCGGUGGGAAGUGGCAAUUGGAGGAGGCCGUGGAGAUGAUUGAGAAAGCUCAUGAAGAUGUGCCGGAGGAAGAAAAGGUGACCUUCAUAAUCAAUCAUCUCUGCAAGCCCGACCUCUCGGUAUAUAACCAAACGGAUCCCAAGUUCGUGGCAUGGAGGACAGCAAUGUUCAAGCUUAGCAAGUGCAGCAAAACCUUUCUGAAGCUGAGUGGUUGCUUCUCGGAAAUGCCAGAUGCAUUGAAGAAAGCUCCCGUGGAUGAGAUAUUCCUUGCUUUGCAGCCAUACCUCGUCGUUAUACUGGCAACUUUUGGACCUUUCAGAAUUAUGUUUGGAUCAGACUGGCCAGUCUGUACAAUCGGUGUUGACGAUGCUUGGAAGAAGUGGAGACAAGUUGUGGAAAGGUUUUGUGACCUGGCAAGUUUGAGUCAGGCGGAGCAAAUUAUGAUAUGGAGUGGAACUGCAAUCAAGGCGUAUGGAAUCGAGGAGUUGAUGUAA
Mollisia scopiformis is the source of this 1050-nucleotide messenger RNA. Its product is annotated as amidohydrolase 2. Gene Ontology annotation, molecular function: hydrolase activity. Bases 1 to 1050 code for a protein of 349 amino acids. NCBI's taxonomy places the organism in Eukaryota, Fungi, Ascomycota, Leotiomycetes, Helotiales, Mollisiaceae. The transcript has 2 exons. The record is from RefSeq and is a predicted model, not a curated record.